This is a messenger RNA of Ciona intestinalis (vase tunicate), 519 nucleotides long. Lineage: Eukaryota; Metazoa; Chordata; Ascidiacea; Phlebobranchia; Cionidae. The record is from RefSeq and is a predicted model, not a curated record.
AUGCAGAAGCAUCAUAUAAUGCUUACUGGCUUCCCAGAGACAGAGAAAUCGUUGCUGAUUAAAAUAAUAAAAGACUUGGGCGGAUCUUACUGUUAUGAUCAAACGGAUUCUGAGCCUAAUAUGUAUAAUGUACUGGAGGAUUCUUCACCAGUACCUAAAUAUUUUGUAAUGUCUUGUCGUUUAUUGGAGUUCCACUUACAGAAAUUCCUUCCAGUUUGUACGCAUGUUGUUGCUAAGAAACCUUGUCGGAGCCAAAAGUUUCUCUGUGCCUGUGCAUCUGGUAAAUGGCUGGUGGUAGACAAGUACUUACUGGACAGUCAAUCUGCCAAGAAGUUUCUACCAGAAUUGAAAUACGAAUGGGGAAAUAUUUACAAAUAUGAUCAGUUGCCUGUAGAUGUGCAGCAGGCACCAUCAAGAUGGAGACAAGCGUUGAAAAAAGAUAAAAACAAAUUGCCUUUUUCUGGCUGGGUUGUUGGCUUGUGUGUGGCCAAAUCUUUCCAAGUUUAUAAGAGGCAUUGA